AUGAAAGCAUAUGCUAUUGCACUCAUAGUUUGUGGCUCUGUAGCAGCUCUAGUUUUGAUUUUGUGUUGUCUAUGCAAUGGUAGGCGAAAGAGAAAGAGCCAACCUGUGACUCGGAAUGUGACUGGUUUUGCUCCCCCUCCUCAACCUUUACAAGCAAACCGCGAUGUUGAAAAGGGUGAAAUUACGCCCAAGAGCACAGCAGUUACAAAAGAUGGUGGAAUGGUUAUUUUAGGAGCUACUGCUGCAACUGUGGCUACGGCUGCUGUUAUAACUAGUGCUUACAGUGGUGGUGGCGGCGGUGGAGGGACGAGUAGUUCGGGUGGAGGUGGUGGCUGUGGCGGCGGAGGUGGUGGAUGUGGGGGCGGUGGUGGAUGUGGAGGCUGUGGAGGUUAA
Molecule: messenger RNA, 393 nt
Organism: Nicotiana attenuata
Lineage: Eukaryota; Viridiplantae; Streptophyta; Magnoliopsida; Solanales; Solanaceae
Product: zinc finger protein ZIC 2-like
Exons: 1
Coding region: 1-393 (130 amino acids)
Source: RefSeq, a predicted model, not a curated record